Messenger RNA from Polyodon spathula (Mississippi paddlefish), 2674 nucleotides. It is a transcript of the gene chrnb1, whose product is annotated as cholinergic receptor, nicotinic, beta 1 (muscle). Gene Ontology annotation, cellular component: postsynaptic membrane; neuron projection; synapse. The coding region runs from base 227 to 1699 and encodes 490 amino acids. The transcript has 11 exons. Gene Ontology annotation, biological process: chemical synaptic transmission; regulation of membrane potential; nervous system process. Lineage: Eukaryota; Metazoa; Chordata; Actinopteri; Acipenseriformes; Polyodontidae. Gene Ontology annotation, molecular function: acetylcholine-gated monoatomic cation-selective channel activity; transmembrane signaling receptor activity. The record is from RefSeq and is a predicted model, not a curated record.
AUAUCUCUAGAAACAGGUGUUCCAGAUGAAGCUUCAGCAUGUCAGCACUGAGUCUGCCUGUGUAACUGGAGUGCAGGAGCUCUGACUGACAGCAACAGGUUUGUGUACGUACCCCAUACCCCCUGGAAGAGACACAACCAAACCGGAAACCCAAGCAAAGUGCAUUUCCGAGCUGAACUCGCUGGAUUACAAUCGCACCUCGUCCCACAAGAGCUAGGGCCGCGAGAUGCAGGCACUGGGGAUUAGUCUUGUGGUGUCCUGCCUUUGGAUCUUGGCUGACGCCUCCGAGGCAGAGAACAACCUGACGACCAAACUGUACAAGGACUACAACCUGAAGGUUCGCCCGGCGAAGGAGCAGGGGGACAGGGUGAUGGUGAGGGUGGGCAUGACCCUGGCCUCACUCGUCAGCGUGACUGAGAAGAAUGAAGAAGUGACUACCAAUGUGUUCAUGAAUCUGGCCUGGACAGAUUACCGGUUGAGUUGGAACCCAGCGGAACACGACAACAUCCAGGUUCUGAGAAUUCCUUCAGCCAGGGUGUGGCGCCCAGAUAUCUAUCUCAUUAACAAUAAUGAUGGCAUUUUUGAUGUGGCUCUUCAUGUUCAUGUACAAGUCUACAGUGACGGCACGGUCACCUGGACCCCCCCUGCCAUCUAUCGCAGCACCUGUGGCAUCAAGGUGACCUUCUUCCCUUUCGACUGGCAGAACUGCACCAUGGUGUUCCGCUCAUACACCUAUGAUGCCUCCGAGCUCGAUCUGCAGCACGCGCUUGAUAAGAAGGGCAACGAGGUCAGGGAAGUCACUAUCGACAGCAGCUUCAGCGAGAACGGGGAGUGGCUGAUCCGCCACAUGCCCUCGUCGAAGAACGUGGGAGACGACUUGUACGAAGACAUCACCUUCUACCUGAUCAUCGAGCGCAAGCCUCUCUUCUACAUCUUCAACAUCAUCAUCCCCUGCCUCCUCAUCACCAUCAUUGCCAUAUUCAACUUCUACCUCCCUCCUGACGCAGGUGAGAAGAUGGGUCUGUCCAUCAACGUGCUGCUAACCCUCACUGUGUUCCUGCUGCUGUUAGCAGACAAGGUUCCUGAGACCUCCCUAGGAGUGCCCAUCAUAGUCAACUACCUGAUGUUCACCAUGAUUCUGGUCACCUUCUCUGUGAUCCUGAGUGUGGUGGUGCUGAACCUGCACCACCGCUCCUCCAGCACGCACGACAUGCCUCUCUGGGUGCGCAAGAUAUUCAUUCACCUGCUACCUCGGUACCUGGGCCUGCUGAGGCCCAAGAAAGAGCCACCUCUGAAGCUGAACCUGCCCCCCCAGAGAGAGACUCUUGGGUGUGUGAACAGAGCUGUGGACGAGUACUUCAUCCGCAAACCCAACUGCAACUUCCUGCUCUCCAAACAGAACCGUUACCAGAAUGAGAGCCAGACCUCAGACAUGCGGCGCUUCAUUGACGGGCCCAGUCAGUACCUCACUCUGCCUCCAGAUCUCAAGUCGGCUGUGGACGCGAUCACUUACAUAGCAGAGCAGCUCCAGGCAGAGCAGGACGAUGGAGCGUUGACAGAGGACUGGCAGUAUGUAGCAAUGGUAGUGGACCGGCUCUUUCUCUGGAUCUUUGUUAUCUUCACUACUGUGGGCACACUUGCCAUAUUCAUGGAUGCCAGCUUCAACGGGACCCCCCUCGACCCAUUCCCCAGCCCCUAGACCCCCCCCAUUAUAUGAUUCAGUACUGUAGGAGGCAGUACUGUGUCAUACAGCUCUCGUUGUCAUUGCAGUCAAUCAUAGUCAAUCAUCAAUCAAAUAAACAGGGCUGUGCAGAUGCUUGAAGUUGUUAGUUUUUGAAUGAAAUCCUUUUGCAUUCACUGCCGGAUUGAUACAGUUCUCUUAGCGCUCACAUUAAGAGGAGCGUGUGUGUGUGUGCGCUAAUUUUCUGUAAACGGGACUUUAAGCUUGCAGAGGUGAGAGUGAUCAGUCUGUGUCUCACAAUAGUUACAUUUAGCACGUUAUCAUGAGAGUGAACUCAUCGUGCCUGAUGUGUAAGAUGCUUUGUCCUGGUUCUGUAGUUUUGUAAAUAUAGAUUCAAUGGAAGAAUCAAAAUCCGAAUUUCUGACACACAUGCGGUUUCGCUUGUCUGUUCGUUUCAAAAGCAACCUUGAAAAAAGCACUUUGCCAUGCAGGAAGAAACUAAUCCCAAUCUUAAAAAGAGACCUUGACUUAUUGAAGCCCAGCACGUGGGUUUGGAGGUUAGGAUUCUCCAGACACGCUCAAAGCAUUGAGGCAGAAGGAGCACAGCUGUUGGGCAGCAUCUUGAAUUUUCCAGUGCAGAACCAGAUGCCGUCCAGAGGGGGCGCUUGCACCCAGUAGACCGCCCCACCCAGGCAGUCCAAAAUCUCGCUGGCACCAGCAUUACGGGCAAACUCCCUCGAUUCAGUCUUUUCUUGGUACUCUUUGCUUUUUAUUUAUUGUUCUCAGAUGAUAAUGCUGUCUCCACUUGCAUUAGCUUCAUUCUCACUGCUCUGCUAAAACUCUCUCUCUCUCUCUCUCUCUCUCUCUCUCUCUCUCUCUCUCUCUCUCUCUCUCUCUCUCUCACCGCUUUCCUGAUCUGCCCCCUAGUGUUCAGAGUUAGAAAAGUAAUAAAUAAAUAAUCAGAAACAGUUCAAACAUAAAUACAUUUCAAUA